Molecule: messenger RNA, 543 nt
Organism: Asparagus officinalis (garden asparagus)
Lineage: Eukaryota; Viridiplantae; Streptophyta; Magnoliopsida; Asparagales; Asparagaceae
Exons: 5
Coding region: 1-543 (180 amino acids)
Source: RefSeq, a predicted model, not a curated record
AUGCAGGAGAAGAUGGAGUUUGUUCACAAGAAUGAUACAUGGGUGCUUGUUGAGCUUCCAAAGGGAAGAAGAUAUGCUAUAGAUGAGUUGAAGGCACAACUUUCAAAGGAGUUUGAGAUAAAAGAUUUGGGUGAGGAAGAGACCACGAAAAUUUCCUCACCACUAAAAAUACCCCAAGUGCCCUGCUUGGAGUUGCCUGUGAAGGAGAAACCUCCUGAGGCCAUAACUCAUGGAUCAGUGUCUGAGUAUACGACUGCUUUGGAAAAAAGAUUUGUAUUGGUUGAUCGGACAGAUUCAAAGGAAGAAGAGAGUGUUGAUUAUGACACUGACACUUAUAUCACCGACGAUGAAGAAUUGGGUCAUGGAAUUGAUACUGGCAGAUCUUCUCACUUCUUAGAUAUUGAACCCGAACCGAAAGUCAUUACAACUACGACUUCUAUGCCUUCUCCCAUUGUUGAACCUGCUAGGGAUUUGACAACUUUUUAUUUCCUUGAGGAAGCUGGACUAAGAGCUGAGGCCAAACCUAAACCUAAAGUUGAAUAG